Molecule: messenger RNA, 2299 nt
Organism: Tilletiopsis washingtonensis
Lineage: Eukaryota; Fungi; Basidiomycota; Exobasidiomycetes; Entylomatales
Exons: 3
Coding region: 173-1861 (562 amino acids)
Source: RefSeq, a predicted model, not a curated record
AGCUCACCGCACCCCGCCGCUCCUUCUUCUUCUCACGCUCGUCGCGCGCCUCUCCUCGCCGUCUCGCACGCCUCUCUUCGCGCGCAGGACACUGGCCUCCGCCUGGCUUCGCGCCUCCUUUCCUCGCGGCGCACGCGACCUCACGCCGCAUCCGCAUCGGCGCAGUCUCGCCAUGCGCUUCUUUGCCGCCACGGCCGCCGCACUGGCGCUCGGUGCCACUUGGGCGUCCGCCUCGGCUGGUGCCUCUUCGCCCGUGCCAGCAGCGCACAUGCGGCGCCUGCGCUCCUCUGCGCCUUCGCUCGUCGAGCGCGAGCCGCCGAGCCGCAUCGUGGCGCGCCAGCAGAACACCUCGCCCACCGCCACGCUGCAGGCGACGGACGACGUGCAGGCGCAGAUCGUCGCGCUGGCGGCCAGCGACCCCAUCGGCGCCGCACGCAUGGCCGACUCGCUCGAGAACGUCUAUGCCUACGUCAACGGCGGCAAUCCCGUCGGCGCGCUCAUCAGCAACGACGGCGAUGCAGAUGCGGCAGAGAGCGAGCAGUGGCCGUGGAAUCGCGGACGCAACAUCACCUACGUCAACAAUGCCGUCGCCGUGCCCGGCACAAUCAACGGCGCGGCGGCGCCGGAGAAUGAGGAGGGCUGGACCGCCCUGCCGCAGCUGGAGGGCUUUGAUCUGAACCGCACGUGGGUCGUCAAGGAGACUGCUACACAGCCGUUCUACAUCACCUCGGGCUGGCAGCAGCGGGCGAGCACCAUCAAGCGCGCCGUGCUCGUCUUUCCGGGCAAGCCUCGCGACUCGUGGAAGUACGCCAGCCUGGUGCGCAACGCGCUCAACGUCGCCGUGGCCAACGGCGUGGCCGACGGCACGACCCCCGUCGUCGUCGACGAUAUCAUUGUGAUCAGCGUGGCGUGGCUGAACCAGUGGGACCAGCAAUACGGCGCCGCGCUGUCCACCGACCUCGUCUUCCACGGCUCCACGUGGCAGUCGGGCGGCUACAGCCGCUCGCCCAAGCUCACGACCAGCGUCACGACGUACGAGGUGCUCGACGCGAUGAUGGACUGGCUCUUCGACACCAAGAACUUUCCCGCGCUCACCUCCGUCGCCGUCGGCGGCCACUCGAUGGGCGGGCAGGCGGCGAUGCGCUACUCGCUGCUCAAAAAGGCAAAGUACUACGACGACAACAUGUACUUCUGGAUCGGCAAUCCCGGCUCGUGGGCCUGGCUCACCGACUCGCGGCCGCUGGCCAACUCGAGCUGUGACGCGACGUACGACUCGUGGCAGUACGGCCUGGGCGGCAACCAGACGCGCGUGACCAAGUACGCGCGCAAGGACGUCGUGGCGAACCGCACGGCGGUGACGAAGCGCUUCGAGGGGCGCAACGUGCACUACGCGCUCGCGCUGCUCGACAAUGGCCCGGGCGACACGCACUGCCAGGCGCUGCGGCAGGGCGGCAACCACUUGGACCGCGGCUGCCAGUUCAUCAUGGCGUACGGCGAUGCCUUUCCGGCCAAGCACACGGCCAACUUUGUCGCCAAUGCCUCGCAUCAGGACUACGCCAUGCUCUCGGCCAACAGCACGCUGCAGCAUCUCUUUGCCGACGGCUACUCGACACGCAACCCCAACGUCACCGACCUUGAGAAUCCGGGCGACAAGGUGAAGAAUGACACGGGCCCCGUGAAGAAUCCGCCGCCGCGCGCAUUCGCCACGCCGGUGCACAAGAUCAUCAGCUAUGCCCUCCUCGGCGGCAGCGUCGCGGGCGUGAUUCUGGCCUUCCUGCUCCUCCCCUGCAUCUUCCCCGCCAACACGGCGGUGCUGGAGCAGGAGGCAUGGGAGCAGGAGGCCAAGCGCAAGCUGCUGUAGAACACAAAACAAUGCGUGCGAUGGCUUUUUCUCCUCCUCUCUCUCUCUCUCGCCGACUCGCGCCGUCACUCUUACGUCGACCCCUCGCCUCUCUCUCUCUUUGCACGACCCUCUCUCUCACUUGCGCCCUCGACGCCGAACCCUCUCUCACGCAGCAUGUCUCCCUCGUCUUCUUCUCCCCAUAUACCAGCGCCCACCCACGUCUUUGCGCGCGCGUCUGUAACGCGUGUGGACCCUCUCACGUCUUCGGCCGCAGUCGAAGCGCUCUUACAGCACACUUCUCUUGCCCCUCUCCUCUCCCCCAUUCGCUUCACAUACUCCCCUCUACCCUUGCUCUUGCCGCCUCUCGCUGGCCGGUCCCGCGCGGUGGCGAAGCGAGCUAGGGCGAGCGCGCGCGAUUCACGGAGUACACUCAGACUCAGACUCUCUCUCUCUCUG